GAAGCUCGUGCAGAGGAAGAUGGAUUCCGUCGCUGCUGCAGCUGGUCCUGUCCCGGCGGCCGAGGCCGAGCAGCGCCCCCCGCACAUGGCCGCGCUGGUGCUGGCGCGCGGCGGGAGCAAGGGGAUCCCGCUGAAGAACAUCAAGCCCCUGGCCGGGCUGCCGCUCAUCGGCUGGGUGCUGCGCGCCGCUAUCGACUCCGGCGUAUUCCAGAGUGUGUGGGUUUCCACAGACCAUGAUGAAAUUGAGAAAGUGGCAAAGAAAUUUGGUGUAAAAGUCCAUCGCAGAAGUGCUGAAGUAUCUAAAGACACUUCUUCUUCUUUGGAGACCAUCCAAGAGUUUCUUCGUUGUCAUAAUGAGAUUGAUAUUAUAGGACAUAUUCAGGCAACAUCUCCCUGUUUACAUCCUGGUGAUCUUAUUAAAGUGUCAAAAAUGAUCCGAGAGGAUGGCUAUGAUUCUGUAUUCUCCGUUGUGAGACGGCAUCUGUUUAGAUGGAGUGAGAUAAAAAAAGGAGUUAACAAAGUGACAACGCCCCAAAACCUGGAUCCAGCAAAGCGGCCCCGGCGUCAGGAUUGGGAUGGAGAACUGUACGAAAAUGGGUCAUUUUACUUUGCUAAAAAGAACUUGAUUGAAAAAAACUACUUACAAGGUGGAAAAGUGAUCUACUAUGAAAUGUGUGCUGAAUGCAGCGUGGAUAUAGACAUAGAUAUCGAUUGGCCUAUUGCAGAGCAAAGAGUGCUGAGAUAUGGCUAUUUGGGUAAAGAGAUGAAGCUACUGGUUUGCAGCAUUGAUGGAUGGCUCACCAAUGGUCACAGUUGUUUGUCAGAAGAUCAAAAAGAAAUAAGCUCUGGUGAUAGAGGCGCUGAUGGGAUUUCCUUAUUAAAGAAAAGAGGAGUUGAGGUAUGGCUAAUCUCUGAAAAAGAGUGUUCAAAGGCGAUUUCUGCUUUGAAAUUGGAUUGUGAGGUGAAAGUCAGUGUGACCCAUAAACGACAAGUUAUAGAAGACUGGAGAAAUAAAAUGAGUUUAUCCUGGAAAGAAGUGGCUUACUUAGGAUAUGAAGAAUCCGAUGUGGACUGCUUGAGGGAAGCUGGCAUGAGCGGUGUUCCUGCAGAUGCGUGUGCCGCUGCUCAGAAGGCUGCCGGCUAUAUUUGUAAAAGUAAUGGUGGCCAUGGUGCCAUUCAGGAGUUUGCAGAAUACGUAUGUCUGCUAAUGAAAACAGUGAAUUUGUGAAUUUUGCAUUAGGAAAGAAAACUAAAUGAACUGAAGAACUAAUGAGGAAAAACCCAAUUCCCUCCCCCAGGAUAAAUCCACAGAGUUAAAAGGGUAUUGUCAACAAGUUCAGGUCCCUAUAUUGAUUUAAUUUUAAUAUAAUUAUUAAUAUAAAUGCUUUCAGACAUAUAAGC
Molecule: messenger RNA, 1401 nt
Organism: Chelonoidis abingdonii (Abingdon island giant tortoise)
Lineage: Eukaryota; Metazoa; Chordata; Testudines; Testudinidae
Gene: CMAS
Product: cytidine monophosphate N-acetylneuraminic acid synthetase
Molecular function (GO): N-acylneuraminate cytidylyltransferase activity
Source: RefSeq, a predicted model, not a curated record